AUGGCGUGCUCGAUUCUCAGCAGCCCUCCAGAGAUUUUGCACAUGAUAUUCGCACCCCUAUCGCCCAGUGACCUAUAUGCGGUAUGUCUUACGUGUAGGAACUGGCACUCUAUUGCCGAGCCGUACCUCUACUACCAGAUUGAAUGGACAUGGACAAACACUCAGAACCCCCCGAUCGUCCAGUUUCUACGAAGCAUUGUGCACAGGUCCGAGUUGGCCAGUUUGGUCCAUACUAUGAUCCUCAAUGGUGACUCUUUUGAACUCAGUAUCUGGGACUUUGAAAAGAAAAGCCCAAAACUCCCGGUCACCGAAGCCGUCUUGGAUGAGUUUGUGAAAUGUAUCGAAAGGUUACAUAUCCCAUAUACUGAAGAGUGGAUCCAAGAGCUGCGCGCGGAGACGGUGGACGCGUUUUUAGCACUUUUACUCUCACGGCUCCCAAAUCUGAGAUGCCUCUAUCUGGGCGUGCAUUUUGCCCGAGAAAGUUGUAUCAUGGGAAUGAUGCUCCGUUCGGCCCUCUGCCAGGAGCCCCAGGAUGACCGUCUCCCUUCCUUUACACAUCUCCAGGAUGUGACAGUUGUGUAUCCAAGCCCUGGUUUCGAUACGCACAGACACUCGAACAUCAGAAACACGGCGGACACUCUCGCCUCCUUUUAUUUGCCGUCGGUUCAACGGAUAAAGACCUUAGUGGAUAAUCCUGCUACCUUCGUGUGGCCUGGAGACUAUCCACCAAAACCAUCGAGCCUCGCAUCGCUUGACUUGACAAUAUGGGAUUGGCACUACCGCGAGGAUCUAGAGAAUUAUUUUGUUAGGAAUGUCAUUGAUUUGGAUCAGAUUGCAGUGGAUCUAUCUCACCUUCGGGAGACCCUGACAGAUUUGACUAUUUCGGCAGGAUCAGGCAUGAUACAGCAUAACAUCAACUUCCCGGAACUCUCCAUCAGCGGGUCUUUCAAAAUAUUCAGGGGACUACAUAUGCUUGAGAGGUUGCAAGUUCCGAUUCCAUUUCUGCUUGGACUUGCUCCCUCGGCGCCAAAUGUGGUUGGUCUAGCAGAAGCACUUCCAAAAAACAUCCAGUGGCUGACUGUCAUUGACGAUUUAUGUCUUCAGAAUGAAUGGGAAUGGGAAUUCGAGAGCGAAUACCUGGUGGAGACUUUUCGAUCAUGGCUGCAAGACCGGAAAAAGUCCGCACCUCGUCUCCAAGGAUUUCGCCUGCUGAUAAAGGUAAUGCCAAUGAGGGAUCUGUACCCUGAGAUGAUACAGGGGUUCAGAGACAUAAAUGCCGAGACUGAUAUUCAGGUUGAAAUAGUAGAGGGAGAGAGACGGGUGCCAGGUGAAGUGGAAUUCAAGCUAUGGGAAUGA
Aspergillus caelatus is the source of this 1356-nucleotide messenger RNA. RefSeq names its product F-box protein. Gene Ontology annotation, molecular function: protein binding. NCBI's taxonomy places the organism in Eukaryota, Fungi, Ascomycota, Eurotiomycetes, Eurotiales, Aspergillaceae. The transcript has 2 exons. Bases 1 to 1356 code for a protein of 451 amino acids. The record is from RefSeq and is a predicted model, not a curated record.